UUUGCCUGAGAAAGUACGCCAAGCAUCAGGUUAAUGAAGAGAUGAUAUCUCUGUACUCCCUGCCCAACUUAACUCCCGGCGUCAGCCAUGAACUGGAAACUACAGUUCUAAGAAGCAAGAGAAUUAUACUGAAACAAAAUGUCUAGAAAUCUUCUGGGAUUAAUCAAAUAUCUGGACAUUCUGAAAAUGCAGAUGACAACGACUGGUAUUCAUGGGUCUUCAGUAAGACAGAAGAUGACCCUGUGCCUUGUAUCCCUUAUUGCUGCCGUCUUUACAGUCACCAUGAUCUUCAGAAAUGAACUUUUAGAUGCAUUGAGUUGGCUGAGAAGACCAUUAGACAGGACAACAGAUAACUGCCCACCUGGCUACUUCUGGCUGGGAGGAAUGAAAGAUUGCUUCCCCUGGUUAUCCUGUGAAAUGAUACAGACCGAGGUUACUGUGGUGGAACCAAUUGGACAAGGUGCUGUUAAGCAGGUUUUGCUUGCAUACUGGAGGGGAAACAAAGUGACUCUCUCUCGACUUUCUGCCUCUGAAUUCAGUGAUGACUUCCUUCAUGGAUUAGAGAUGCUGAAAGGCUUGCAGAGUUCGUACGUGGUUCAGCUGCUGGGAUUUUGUGAGGAGGAUGCCACUAUCCUCACGGAGUAUCACCCACUAGGAUCGCUAGUCAAUGUUAAUUCUGUUUUGCAACAGGAGGAGCACAGAGAAUUUGAUACAUGGGAAGUUCGAUUCCACUUAGCCCUUGAAUACGUGAAUUUUCUGCAUUAUUUGCACAACAGCCCAUUGGGUACCCGUGUUAUGUGUGACUCCAAUGACCUGACAAAGACCUUGUCUCAGUAUUUGUUGACAACGAAUCUGCACGUGAUAGCCAAUGAUCUGGAUGCCCUUCCACUAGUGAAUCGAAGUGCUGGUGUUUUAAUUAAAUGUGGUACCCGACAGUUACAUGGUGACUUUGUGGCUCCAGAGCAGCUUUGGCCAUUUGGUGACAAGCUUCCAUUUUCUGAUGACCUCAUGCCUCCAUAUGAUGAGAAAACAGAUAUUUGGAAGGUUCCGGAUGUCACAGACUUUUUGCUGGGCCAAGUUGGAGGAAGUGAUGUGGUCAGACUUCAUUUGUUUCAGUUGCAUCAAGACUGCAAGAAAAAUAAGCCACAGCUUCGACCAUCAAUACUGAACGUUGUGAAGACUUACAAAGCUGUUUAUGAUUCACUGAUACAAGAGUCGGACUUGUUUGGUAUUCACAGUCAGAUGUUACAUGAAUUAUAAUAAAUGAUGUGAUCUUCCUCUUGAGAAUGCUGUAAUUCACCUCAGAUAAACUCCCUUCAAUACAAACUGACUCUGUUUGUCAUUACAGGACAAGGCAAAGAUUGAGUAAUUCUUGACACCAAUUUUUGUUGUCUUAAUUGCAUGCAGAUAGGCCUAAUCUUAUCCAUUAAAGAUUGCACAGGAAUCUAAUGUUCUCUCUUAACUGACAACUCUGAUGUUUCUUCACUCCAUCCAACAGCUAUUAUAUCCACAGACCCUUAUCCUCUAUACAUGAUCAGACCUUGUGGCAUAUUAAGCCAAUGCCCCUCUCCCACUCAGCUCAUGUCCCACCCUUUGAUGUCUGAUUACCGAUUAUCACACCACUCAACAUACUAUAUCCAGAGCCUGCAACUGAAUUCCUCCUUCCUCCACUUCCAUCAGGACUUUGAGAUGACACAGUGGUGCAUCUAGAAGAGCUGCUGCCUUGCCGUGGCAGAGACAUGGGUUUAAUCCUAACCUUGGCUGUCCGUGAGGAGUUUGCAUGGCCUCCUUGUGACCAUGCAUGGAUUUUCUUCAUGUGCUCUGAUUUCCUUCUGCGUGCCAAGCCGUAGGUUGGUUGGUUAACUGACCAUUGUAAAUUUCCUCCAGCAUGUAUGGAGGUGGAGAAAGCAGGGUGCUGAGAAAAAUUUAAUGUGAUGAAUGUGGUUGUUAAUUUAAAUGGUUAGUGGCUAGCAUGAAUCCAGUGGGCUGAUAGGCCUGAUUCCAUACUAUAACAUACUUUUUCACUCAGUCCUUUCCACAGUAUUGUCAUGCCCAAUGGUAUUACUCUCACUGUGCUCCACAAAACACCCAUGAACUGGGACUCCCAUUGCAUCCACACCUUCCCUGCAUUCUCCCAUUUUCAUCUGAUUGUUAUCCCUCUGCCUGGACUUCAUUAGACACGUACGCAUUCUAACCACCACAAUGUCCCCUGGUGUUGCCAUACCGUAGGACUCUUCUGCUCUUUCUGUAAGUAUUGUUGUUAGGUAACUCUCGUUAACUCCACUCUGCUUCUCCAUUCACACCCCAGAACAUUUCCUUGCCCGUGAUCAACAGCCCAGCCCUCCCAUGCCUCUAUAUUCAGUUAAAAUUAUGUGUAAACUAUGAAUUACACCAAGUGGAUAAACUGCUUUCUACAUAAAACACUAAUGUGGAAGUAAUUUUAUACUUUUGAAAAUGUGUACACCAGACUGUUUCCUAGGUUGGUAAGGUUGUAUUAAAAGGAGAGGUUAAGCACACCAGGCUUGAACUCUCCAGACUUGACAGAUGACUUGAUUAAAACAUAUAGAGUACAUUC
Messenger RNA from Hypanus sabinus (Atlantic stingray), 2575 nucleotides. It is a transcript of the gene pomk, whose product is annotated as protein O-mannose kinase. Gene Ontology annotation, molecular function: carbohydrate kinase activity; protein kinase activity; ATP binding. The record is from RefSeq and is a predicted model, not a curated record. Bases 139 to 1260 code for a protein of 373 amino acids. Lineage: Eukaryota; Metazoa; Chordata; Chondrichthyes; Myliobatiformes; Dasyatidae. Gene Ontology annotation, biological process: protein O-linked glycosylation; protein phosphorylation; carbohydrate phosphorylation. The transcript is spliced from 3 exons. Gene Ontology annotation, cellular component: endoplasmic reticulum membrane.